AUGGUCAAGUACAGAUACCACUUGCUGACCACGUGUCUGGGUCACAUGGUCGAGUACAGACACCACAUGCUGACCACGUGUCUGGGUCACAUGGUCGAGUACAGACACCACAUGCUGACCACGUGUCUGGGUCACAUGGUCGAGUACAGACACCACAUGCUGACCACGUGUCUGGGUCACAUGGUCAAGUACAGAUACCACUUGCUGACCACGUGUCUGGGUCACAUGGUCAAGUACAGACACCACUUGCUGACCACGUGUCUGGGUCACAUGGUCAAGUACAGAUACCACUUGCUGACCACGUGUCUGGGUCACAUGGUCAAGUACAAACACCACAUGCUGACCACGUGUCUGGGUCACAUGGUCAAGUACAGACACCACAUGCUGACCACGUGUCUGGGUCACAUGGUCGAGUACAGACACCACAUGCUGACCACGUGUCUGGGUCACAUGGUCAAGUACCGACACCACAUGCUGACCACGUGUCUGGGUCACAUGGUCAAGUACCGACACCACAUGCUGAAGUGUUUUGCCACGUGUCUGGGUCAUAUGGUCAAGUACAGACACCACUUGCUGACCACGUGUCUGGGUCACAUGGUCAAGUACAGACACCACUUGCUGACCACGUGUCUGGGUCAUAUGGUCAAGUACAGACACCACAUGCUGACCACGUGUCUGGGUCACAUGGUCAAGUACAGACACCACUUGCUGACCACGUGUCUGGGUCACAUGGUCAAGUACAAACACCACAUGCUGACCACGUGUCUGGGUCACAUGGUCAAGUACAGACACCACAUGCUGACCACGUGUCUGGGUCACAUGGUCGAGUACAGACACCACAUGCUGACCACGUGUCUGGGUCACAUGGUCAAGUACCGACACCACAUGCUGACCACGUGUCUGGGUCACAUGGUCAAGUACCGACACCACAUGCUGAAGUGUCUUGCCACGUGUCUGGGUCAUAUGGUCAAGUACAGACACCACUUGCUGACCACGUGUCUGGGUCACAUGGUCAAGUACAGACACCACUUGCUGACCACGUGUCUGGGUCACAUGGUCAAGUACAGACACCACUUGCUGACCACGUGUCUGGGUCAUAUGGUCAAGUACAGACACCACAUGCUGACCACGUGUCUGGGUCACAUGGUCAAGUACAGACACCACUUGCUGACCACGUGUCUGGGUCACAUGGUCAAGUACAGACACCACAUGCUGACCACGUGUCUGGGUCACAUGGUCAAGUACAGACACCACUUGCUGACCACGUGUCUGGGUCAUAUGGUCAAGUACAGACACCACAUGCUGACCACGUGUCUGGGUCAUAUGGUCAAGUACAGACACCACAUGCUGACCACGUGUCUGGGUCACAUGGUCAAGUACAGAUACCACUUGCUGACCACGUGUCUGGGUCACAUGGUCAAGUACCGACACCACAUGCUGACCACGUGUCUGGGUCACAUGGUCAAGUACCGACACCACAUGCUGAAGUGUCUUGCCACGUGUCUGGGUCAUAUGGUCAAGUACAGACACCACUUGCUGACCACGUGUCUGGGUCACAUGGUCAAGUACAGACACCACUUGCUGACCACGUGUCUGGGUCAUAUGGUCAAGUACAGACACCACAUGCUGACCACGUGUCUGGGUCACAUGGUCAAGUACAGACACCACUUGCUGACCACGUGUCUGGGUCACAUGGUCAAGUACAGACACCACAUGCUGACCACGUGUCUGGGUCACAUGGUCAAGUACAGACACCACUUGCUGACCACGUGUCUGGGUCAUAUGGUCAAGUACAGACACCACAUGCUGACCACGUGUCUGGGUCAUAUGGUCAAGUACAGACACCACAUGCUGACCACGUGUCUGGGUCACAUAGUCAAGUACAGACACCACUUGCUGACCACGUGUCUGGGUCACAUGGUCAAGUACAGACACCACAUGCUGACCACGUGUCUGGGUCACAUGGUCAAGUACAGACACCACAUGCUGACCACGUGUCUGGGUCACAUGGCCACGGAGGGAGAGGAGCAGGCCACGGAGGGAGAGGAGCAGGCCACGGAGGGAGAGGAGCAGGCCACGGAGGGAGAGGAGCAGGCCGAGGAGGGAGAGGAGCAGGCCGAGGAGGGAGAGGAGCAGGCCACGGUGGGAGAGGAGCAGGCCGAGGAGGGAGAGGAGCAGGCCGAGGAGGGAGAGGAGCACGCCACGGAGGGAGAGGAGCAGGCCGAGGAGGGAGAGGAGCAGGCCGAGGAGGGAGAGGAGCAGGCCACGGAGGGAGAGGAGCAGGCCACGGAGGGAGAGGAGCAGGCCGAGGAGGGAGAGGAGCAGGCCGAGGAGGGAGAGGAGCAGGCCACGGAGGGAGAGGAGCAGGCCGAGGAGGGAGAGGAGCAGGCCGAGGAGGGAGAGGAGCAGGCCACGGAGGGAGAGGAGCAGGCCACGGAGGGAGAGGAGCAGGCCGAGGAGGGAGAGGAGCAGGCCGAGGAGGGAGAGGAGCAGGCCACGGAGGGAGAGGAGCAGGCCGAGGAGGGAGAGGAGCAGGCCGAGGAGGGAGAGGAGCAGGCCGAGGAGGGAGAGGAGCAGGCCACGGAGGGAGAGGAGCAGGCCGAGGAGGGAGAGGAGCAGGCCGAGGAGGGAGAGGAGCAGGCCACGGAGGGAGAGGAGCAGGCCGAGGAGGGAGAGGAGCAGGCCGAGGAGGGAGAGGAGCACGCCACGGAGGGAGAGGAGCAGGCCACGGAGGGAGAGGAGCAGGCCACGGAGGGAGAGGAGCAGGCCGAGGAGGGAGAGGAGCAGGCCGAGGAGGGAGAGGAGCAGGCCGAGGAGGGAGAGGAGCAGGCCGAGGAGGGAGAGGAGCAGGCCGAGGAGGGAGAGGAGCAGGCCGAGGAGGGAGAGGAGCAGGCCGAGGAGGGAGAGGGGCAGGCCACGGAGGGAGAGGAGCAGGCCGAGGAGGGAGAGGAGCAGGCCGAGGAGGGAGAGGAGCAGGCCACGGAGGGACACACCUGGACUAUUGUGUUUCCAAUUGUUACUGUACUGCAGUAUCUAUUGUGUCUAAUGGAUCCUCUAUAG
Messenger RNA from Knipowitschia caucasica, 3060 nucleotides. The record is from the annotation of a GenBank genome assembly. NCBI's taxonomy places the organism in Eukaryota, Metazoa, Chordata, Actinopteri, Gobiiformes, Gobiidae.